GCCUCGAUCAGUCUCUUUCUUUUCUCUUUGCCUCCUUCUUCCCUCCGCCUGCGGAUCGCAGCUGAAGCUCACUCGACGAGAGAAGAGGGGAUCUCUUUUCUUGUUUUCUUUUUCCUUAUUGCGUUCGUGUGGUUGUCUUGGUUAAUUUCUCGCCUUCUUCCCUCGUUCUGUUUUCUUCCACUCUCGUGCUCUUGCUCUCUCCCUCAUCCCUUCCUCCCUUCCGGCCACACAACACCACCGCCUCCCGUCAUCCUCUCAACUUUCCUUGCACCCCCGUCCCACCACUUCACCCAAUUGGGUUCCCCACAAACCUCGCCCUGUCUCACUCACUACUUGUAAUUUUUUUUAUACCUAUCCCGCCAUUUCACAUCUUACCCCCAUUCUCCCCAACACUGUUCUCGCCUACGGUGUUCGCGUUGUAGUACCUUUUCAGAAAAAAUGUGGACAAAUUCACCUCCCUGUUCUCCUUCGCCGGGCCGAGCAAGCGACUCGAUCUUACCGCAACCGGCGUCUUCGGCUUCUUCUAUUGUCUCAACUUCCGUUACCAAUCAGUCGACAGUCGCGACCAGCAUGUCCAUUACUCCGGACAGAGAAACCCUUGUUUUACCAGACGAUGCUAUAAUUUCCAAACCCAUUGAUUCCGGCAAAGAUUUACCCCCAAUCAACGCGGAGCAAUCGGAUGUCGGAGCAACCGAGGAGCCAGAAGCUGGGCCAAUAGAGGCUGAUAAAGCUGGGAAUGCUACCGAAGACGUCAAAGAAGAGCGCGGUGAUAGCAGCGGCGGGGCGCAGGAGCAAACGCGCACUACGCGUUCUCUAAGGGAUCGCUCCCGUACAGUCGGGGAAAGCACACCAUCAACGCCAGCCCCUACUAAAUCUACGAAGGAGUCGAAGACAGCGCCAGAUGCAGCUCGCAGGAGAAGUCUCAGAUUAGCAGACAAACCGAAAUCCCCGAAUACAUCUGAUGUCUCCAAAGCUAAGCCGAAUGCGACGCGUCGCCAUAGUCAACGUAUACAGGUUGCAGUUGCAACUGCUGCAAAGCUUGCUGCGACUACAACACCUGCUCCACCGCGCGGAAAGAGAUCACACGAGGUAAUGGCUGCUGGAUCCAAGAGUGCCGGUCCCAAAUUACAGAACCCUACCCCGACCGUUGCCUCCGCUGUCCCCUCAAAAGAGUUGGGCGAAGAUGGUGCUCCGAGGUCCAGCAAGAGAGCUAGGAAGGUUUUGUCUUAUGACGAGGACAAGCACGAUGAGCAGUUGGCUUUGUCGUUAACCCAUAGUACAUCUGGCGCCCUGGCUACGAAUCCAAGGAAGAGGAAGAAGAUCUGGUUGAACCAGGGUCUAUAUUUGGGCCAAGAGCAAGACAUAGAUGUUACAAGGCGCCCAUCUGGGGGAUCGAGAAAACGUGGAAAAAUUAUGGAGAAAAAAAAGCCGUCCGUCCUACCCUUGCCCAUGUUUACCGGAUCGAGGAUUAUGGAAACCGAAAGGGACUUCAAGCUCCCAUUUAAUGUGUUUGCACCCAGUCCGUGGAGGUGUGGACCCAUUCCAGACUGGAGGAGAUUGAAUCAUAGUACACCACCCUCUUUUGAAUUUUCACAUCUCCGUAGAUUCAUGGACACGAUCCCAAUGAAGAUAAAUAGGAUAGUACAAUUGACUAACGACACCUGCGUGUGAUUGUGUAACACACAGAUGUUUUGAUUGGCGACGCCGCCUCCCAUUGGAAAAAAGAGAAAGCUUCUACAGCCAAGUGCGUUUGCGCUGAAGACGUCGGCUGUGACGAGAACUGCCUCAAUAUGUGUACCUGGGUAGAAUGUGAUGAAGGCAACUGCAAUGUCGGAGUUGAGCACUGCACAAACAGAGCUUUUGCAGACCUCAAGGAGAGGGUGAAAUCAGGCACAAAGUUUGCGGAGGGGGUUGAAGUUGUCAAGGUACACUUUUCUUUCUGCCGGGCAUAGGGUAGAAUUUCAGGGUGCUGAUUUUACGAUGCGAUCAGACUGCCAAUUGCGGUCACGGCCUGAGGGCAACAAGGAGCUUUAUGCCCAAUCAGAUCAUCGUGGAGUACACUGGUGAAAUUAUUACCCAGGAAGAGAGCGAGCGUAGAAUGGUUGAGGUCUAUAAGGAUAAUAAGGUAUGUUGCCUGUCCACCACAUACGCUCAUUCCGGAUACUUACCGGAUCAGAAUUACUACCUUAUGCUAUUUCACCAAAACAUGAUACUUGAUGCAACCCGAGGCUCGGUCGCCCGAUUUGUCAAUCGUGAGUAUGAUUCUUGCCGGGUUGAAAGAUAGGUUGCGUGUCGCUGUUAGCUUUGCAAAAAAAGAAAGAGGGAAAGAAAGAAAGACUUGUCUUGAACCAAUGUUUAGGUUUGAUGCGAUUUUUUCGUCGAACUAGAGCCAUGGCAGCUAAAUACGCACUAGAUAUUGAAUAUAUUGGCUAAUAUAUAUUUUGGAUAUAGAUUCAUGUGAUCCCAAUUGUCGGAUGGAGAAGUGGUGAGUUGGAUCGAAACCCGCUGACUUUUUACAAUAAGCUAAUUAUCUCAUAGGCUAGUCGAAGGUAGACCCAGAAUGGCACUGUUUGCCGGAGACGAUGGGAUCGAAGCCGGAGAGGAGCUCACAUACGACUACAAUUUCAAUUGGUUUACUGGUGUCAGCCAGCAGACUUGUCACUGUGGAGCUGACAACUGCCGCGGUGCUUUGGGGAAGAAAGCCGAUGGCUUUCAGAGAGCGUCUCCGCCUGCCAAAGGCAAAGGUAAGGCCAAAGGGAAGGCUGGGGCUACGUCAAAGGGUAAACCAGCUUCGGCUAGAGCUAGAGCUGAAGUUGCGCCCAAGAGCAAAGUGGCGAUCAAGGGCAAAGCCUCAACCAAGGGCAGAGUGACAGCCAGGACCAGGGUUGUGACCACCACAAAAAUCACCAAACCUGCCAAGGCCAGAAGCACAAGGGCGGCCAAAGGAAAGGGUGCUAUCAGAGCUACCGUAAAGAAAACAACCGUCAGAAUCCAGAGAUCAGUAACAGCCAGCUCGAAUCGUGUUCGUAGGGUGGUUCGCAAUGCUGCUCCCCCACCCCCGGAGGAAUUUUCGGAGGACGAGGAAGAGGGAGGGGAAGAGAAGGAGGGGGAGGGGGAGGGGGAGGGGGUGGAAGAUAGCGAGGAGUCAGGGAAUGUUGAAGAGGAAGUUGGGGAAGUCGAGGGAGCUGAGGAGGUUGGGGAAACCGAGGUGGCCGAAAAAGACGAUGAUCAGAGUGAUAUAGAGGGGUUGGAAUCUAUAUGUGUGGCGUCUUCUCCUGGCCAAGCGGUUUUAUCCGACUUUGCCCGCCAGAGAAUCCGCAAUCGCGGUGGGAAGCCCCGUGUUACUAGGACCUACAAAAUUGGAAAGACCAUUCGUGCCAAAUAUUACAAGGGGAAAUUGGGCCCCAGAAAGAAGGCUAUCCAGGAUGCAAUCACCCCAUUACUAGCAUCCGGGAGUUCCUCUGAGUCUGCUACUAUAACUGUAGCUACGUCCCCUAGGACGUAUAGGGAGAUCGCACCCAAACCGCCUUCUGACGCAGAAGCUUCAAGUUCAAUGAGCAGCACCAGUGGUACCUCGGUUUCCGGGAGGGUAGGCGUUAGGAGAUCAAUCAGGAAGAAUGGCACUCCCAGUGCAGCACAAAACACCGUCCAAACUUUCGAAGCACUAGUUGCAGGACACCCGGCCGCGACACCAUUGCUCGGUCAAGCUUUGAAUUCAGUUCUUGCUACAAGCGCCGAAGCGGAGGCUCUCGCAACUGGCGUCGGGUUAUUGGGCAGUGUCGAAUGCACUGUCUAG
Messenger RNA from Tuber aestivum (summer truffle), 3796 nucleotides. NCBI's taxonomy places the organism in Eukaryota, Fungi, Ascomycota, Pezizomycetes, Pezizales, Tuberaceae. The record is from the annotation of a GenBank genome assembly.